AUGGAGAACAUUACUUUGGAAAACUAUUUAGAAGCUCUGGCUAAUACUGGGUGCUCUGAUAACGAGAAACUCAGGCAAGCCUCUGAAUUUAUUGAAUCAGCUAAAGAAAAAGCAGGAUUUUGUGAAGCAAUGAUGAAAAUUGCCUCUAAUCCUGAAUACAACCAGGAAGGAGGUUUCGAUGUCAAUCUUGCAGCAGCAAUUCAGCUCAAGAAUAUGGCUCAAUACCAUUGGAUGAACAGUCAAGAUGGUCAACUUGGAGGGUUUAAUGAUUUUGAUGACGAAGAGCCAGUAGAAGAGACAAAAGGUGUCAUUAUAUCUCAAGAGGACAAGGAGUUCGUUAAGACGAACAUCAUCCAAGCUUGAGCCCACGCUCCUUCCUUUGCAGUUCUCGCUUUAUUUGAAGAGAUUGUUUUGGUCGUUGCUAAGUUUGAGAUGCCAGAUAGAUGGCCAAACGCUAUGACAGAAAUCACUGACCUAAUUCAGCAUGGCGAGGAAGGCAAAGUUUUUGGAGGCCUUACAGCACUUAAGCAGGUAGUUAAGAGAUUCGAGUUUGAAUUUAAGCAGAAUAGAGUCCCUUUGGAUGAAAUUGUUGAUACUCUUUUCCCAACUAUAGAAAAUAUGCUAGUGAAUUUGAUGGACAAUAUGGGAGAAUCAGCCAUGAAAGCCAAGAAUAUUAUCAUGAACACUCUUUAUUUGGCAAACAAUGCUAAGAUUUGUAAGAGGUACAGAGAUAGUGAUAACUUCAACUCCCUCAUGAGUGUAGCAUUCAAAGGACUGACUCAGGAAAUUCCUGAAGAGUUUACAACUCCUACUGAAAGUACAGACAUCAUUGAUAAAUUGAACAAGAAUGAUUUUUGGAUGCUCAAAAAGAAAUGCAUUACUUUAUUAAAUAGAGUUAUGAUUCAGCUGUUCAAAGAGAAUGAGGCUGAAGACGAUCUAAAGGCUUUGUCUAAGAUUUUCCUUGAGAACCAUUCCAAAGAGCUAAUUGACAUUGCUUUCUUAAUCCUAGAUUUAUCCUUGACAAAAUUUGUAGCAAGUGAAGUAGUUUCUUGUGCAGUUAGGAUAAUUAAUAGGACUGAUAAGGCUCCUAACUUGUUGGCAAUAGUUUUAGAGAGGCAUGAGGAUAUUGUUUUUAAGUACUCUAUUCCCUUGUUAUAUUUAUCUCCUCACGAUAUUGAAGAAUUUACUGAGAACCCAGUGAGUUAUACCAGAGGGCUCUACAGUUUGACAAUCUCAUCACUGUCGGCUAGAAGUUACGCUAUAGAUAUGAUAAAUUAUUUUGUUACGUAUAAAGAAAACGAGAAGGACGAGAGCGUUCCUCCUUACCUUGAGAAGUUCCUGACUCAUUGUGUAGAGACAAUGAGUCAGCCAAGCGAAGAUUUCAGAAUCAAGGAAAGCAUAAUGCUUGCAAUUGGGCAUCUAGCUCCCCAUAUUUUACCAUACGAGAGUUUGCAUGCAGGUGUUGAAAACAUUCUGAAAGACCAUAUCUUCCCAGAGUUACAAGGAGAGAAUGAUUUCCUCAAAGCAAGAGCUCUUUGGGUCUACGGUGAGAUGCCUAUUUUUGUCAAAGACUCUCACCAUGCUGUUGAAGCUGUUUCUAAUACGUAUAAAUGCCUUCUUGACGAAUGAAUACCUGUUAAAGUUCUAGCUGGGACUUCUCUUCAUAAAUUGAGUAAGAUUAAAGAGGCCAGAGAGAUUCUUGAGCCAGGAAUUGAUAAGAUUAUCGAAGCUUAUCUCAAGAUCAUGCAGGAGAUUGACCAAGAUGAGCUAGUCAAUGGACUAGAGGAGAUUAUCAACUUAUUUGAUGACAAGGUGGCUCCAUUUGCUUUUGAAUUGAUCCAGGAACUGAAUAACAAGUUUAUCAAAAUUGCUGAAUCAAAUGCUGACUCUCUCAGUGAUGCAACAUUGGCUGGAAAUGCUUGCUUAAGUGCUAUCUGAAGGAUCUUGUCAGCAGUUAGUAAAGACAAAGAUCUGCUUUGUAGAAUAGAGGAGAUAAUUUAUCCAUCUAUCCUCCUCUGUUUGACAGAGGAAGGUCUCGACUUCAUUGAUGACUGACUUGAUAUUCCUGUUCUAGUAGUUUACCACAGGAAAUUGAUCUCUGAGAAGAUGUGGGACCUCUAUUUCAAGAAAUUCAGAAUGGCUCUCGGUGAUGAGAAUGACGAAGAGGAAUGAGAAAAUGGAGGAAUUGGGUUUGAAUUUGUUCCAGUGAUGAUGUCUUUCUUCCAAAAUUGCGUCUCAUUCGGAGGAGAAAGCUUCUUCAAUUACCAAAUUGAAGGAGUGACUCCUUUCCAAUUGAUGGUAAAAUCUAUCAGAAGAAUAAUUACUAUUGAGAGGAAUGUUUUCUCUGAUGUGUACUCCACAUCAGUGUGUGCCAUGAAACUGAUGGGAACCAUUCUUGAGAACCAUAUUGGGAAAAUAGAUGAGGUCCUACCUGAUUUCAUCAAGUUAUUACAUUCAGAGCUAGAGGCUAACCCAACUUCAAAGAUAUACAGGUCAUCUAUUCUGCAGACUUUCUCGAUAUGUUUUGUAUAUGACACAAGCUUGACUUAUAAAUGUCUUGAGGAGCAACAUAUUAGUGACCCAAUGCUGAAAUUCUUCUUUUCAAGCAUGGGAUCUUUCACAAAAACAUAUGAAAUCAGAAGAGUUCUGUACGGAAUCGCUUCGAUAAUCUCGAGCGAUUUGACUAAAGCUCCUGAGCUUCUUAAGAGCGAAACUUCAGCGAUCAUGAACGUUGUGGUUGUUCUUAUCAAUGCAUAUGUGAAUGCCAAAGAGAAGGAGAUUAAGCAAGAGCUUACUGAAGCCUCCCAGAUGAAGGUAAUUGAAUCCCAAGGGCUUGAAGAAGUUGACGAUGUUAAAGAAAUUUUAACAAAAUUGAAGGAAAUUAAGCAAAACGAAGGAAAAUUGAUGGACUUUGGUCUUGAUGUUGGUGAAGAUGAUGACGAUGAAGCAGAUGAGUUGAUAUUCACUGCUGGUGAUUUGGAACUUUAUGACUCUCCCCUUGAGAAGGUAGAUGCUCCUAUUUACUUUAAGAAUAUCAUGAGUGAGCUUCAGACCAUGAAUCCUGACCUAUAUAAUACCCUCACAGGGUUUCUUUCUAAGGAGCAAAAUGAUAUCUUGGCUAAAAGCUUUGAGAAGAAUGAAAUGUUAUUAAAUAUUGAAAAAGAGUAACA
Molecule: messenger RNA, 3170 nt
Organism: Moneuplotes crassus
Lineage: Eukaryota; Ciliophora; Spirotrichea; Euplotida; Euplotidae
Source: the annotation of a GenBank genome assembly